AGCCACGAAGCAGCAGUGAGAGUUCCUGGAGUCCUGGAGAGGGAGGGGAGACAUGGCUGAGCUGUAUGUGAAGCCGGGUAACAAAGAAAAGGGCUGGAAUGACCCUCCCCAAUUCUCGUAUGGCUUGCAGAUGUCUGGAGGUGGUAAACGCACACCGCUGAAUAAAAGAGUCCCGGUACCUUUACAGGAUCCCCCUGCAGCAUCUUCAGGGCAACCACUUUCUUCUUCCACUCCUCCAAAGAUGCCACCAGCAGGUUCAACAAGCAACAUUGGCCCUCCUCCUUUGGGACAAGUCUCCUCACCCCUUAGAACAGACAACUCAAAGCCGUGUUCCAGUCAAACAGAAUCGCAGGCUCCUGUAGAUGUAAAGGAUGUUCUAGUCCCACUCCGUGAAAUCUUGGAGGCCUGCAAAGAUCUCAUUAAGAAACAAGUGUUUCUUGAUAUAAGCAAGAGACUUGCCAUGCUGGAAGAAAUGUGGAACAGUGGAAAGCUAUCAAGUCCUGUGCAGAGAAGAAUGGGAAUACUGGUAAAGGACCUCAAUCAGAACUGGAAUUCUGCUGAUGAAGUCCACAGGUCCCUGAUGGUGGAUCAUGUAAAUGAAGUCAGUCAGUGGAUGGUGGGAGUGAAACGUUUAAUUGCUGAAGCGAGAAACUUACCUCACGAGGAGCUGCCUGCAAAAGAAGAGGCCGUAACAGAGAGCACCGACAGCGGCCAUCAGGACACCUAGGAGGCCAUUUUAGUACAUGGCCGUAUUGCUAUGCAGUCUACCCACAGUAUCAAAUGACUUUUUUCAGUCAAUAUUAACUUUGUUUUUAUGGUAUUUUUCUGGUUGACCUUUUUUUGGGAUUAAGGAGAUAAUUUUCUUCUGUGGCAUCUUUCAGGUUUAGUGAUGGCAGCCAUUUUGAGGACUGAGCCAAUAUUAACGUUUACGCAGCUUAUCGGUUAAACAGGACUGGGGAAUAACUGAGGUUGUCUAUAGCUCAUCUUCCACAAUGGCUUCCUCCACAGAGCACUUUACAUUGACUAGCCUGCUGCUGACCUAAAAGAAUUUGCAAAGUUUCUCUAUUAUCUGAGCCAUGAAUGGCAAUGAAGAGGAAACUGAU
Molecule: messenger RNA, 1103 nt
Organism: Nanorana parkeri
Lineage: Eukaryota; Metazoa; Chordata; Amphibia; Anura; Dicroglossidae
Gene: SRA1
Product: steroid receptor RNA activator 1
Exons: 5
Coding region: 53-727 (224 amino acids)
Biological process (GO): regulation of transcription by RNA polymerase II
Cellular component (GO): nucleus
Source: RefSeq, a predicted model, not a curated record